Molecule: messenger RNA, 5126 nt
Organism: Gymnogyps californianus (California condor)
Lineage: Eukaryota; Metazoa; Chordata; Aves; Accipitriformes; Cathartidae
Gene: GPATCH2
Product: G-patch domain containing 2
Exons: 10
Coding region: 35-1558 (507 amino acids)
Molecular function (GO): nucleic acid binding
Source: RefSeq, a predicted model, not a curated record
UCCCCGGGGAGCGGCCGGGGGAGGCGCCGGGUUCAUGUUCCGGGUCGCUGAACCUACCCCGACCCGAGCUCAGGCGGCGAGAAAGAGCUGGCAUUUCAGUAGGACUAUGGAGGAGCUGGUUCACGAUCUAGUCUCAGCACUGGAAGAAAGUUCAGAGCAAGCCAGAGGAGGUUUUGCUGAUACUGGAGAUCAUUCUCGAAGCGUGUCUUGUCUUCUAAAGCGACAGGCAAGGAAAAGGAGGGGACGAAAAAGACGUUCAUUUACCACCCAUCAUCCCUGGGAGACUGGUCACUGCUUAAGUGAAGGUUCUGAUUCCAGUUUAGAAGAAUCAAACAAAGACUACAGGGAGAAUCAUGCUAAUAAGAAAGACCACAGUGACUCCGAUGACCAGUUGUUGGUUGCUAAACGUAGGCCUUCCUCAAACUUAAAUAACAUUAGAGGCAAAAGACCUCUGUGGCAUGAACCAGAUUUGGCUGUUGACAGUUUGGGAAACAGAACUUUGCGCAGGAGAAGAAAGGUAAAACGGAUGGCAAUAGAUCUGCCAUCAGAAGUCUCUAAUGCACUGACAAUAACUCAACAGCAGGAUAAUAGCAGAGAUCAAGAAAUGGACAAUAACAAUAAAUCAUACCAACACCAGGAGUUUUCCAAGAGCAAAGUGAAAAAAAGAAAAGUAGCUGCAGCUCGACAGGGACCGGAAAUCUUGGAUGAAGGAGUAGUUAUAGAAAAUGAAGAAGUGAACCAAGCAAAUAAGGACAAAAUGGAGUAUGAGGAGCAAAAAGGCUCAGAUGAGAACAUGAGUGACAGUGAAUCCAGCAGUCUGAGCAGCAGUGAUGCUGGUUUGUUUACCAAUGAUGAGGGAAGACAAGGUGAUGAUGAGCAGAGUGAUUGGUUUCAUGAAAAUGAAUCUGGUGGAGCAUGUGGAAUUACGGGGGUCAUUCCAUGGUGGGAACAAGAAGACUCUACAGAACUGGAGAGAGAAUUGCCUGAUCCAGUCUUUGAAAGUAUUUUAACUGGUACUUUCCCUCUUAUGUCCCGUUCAGGGAGGAGAGGUUUCCAGAGUAGAUUUAGUCAUCUUCAUGGAAUGCCAGCAAGAAACAUAAAAAAGGCUUCAGGAAACCAGAAUGCAUUGAUAACUCCAGGACCAGGCGGUAGCAGGAAAACGGUUCACUUGUCCCAGGAUUCUCUUCACCAUGACCACUGGUUUAGCCCUGGGGCUAGGAAGGAACAUAGCCAGCUUCAACUCUUGAGAGACAACCGAUCGGAGAGAGGACACAAGAAGAACAGCUCUGUAAAAACAGCUAGCAGGCAAACCAGUGUUCAUUUAGGAUCAUUGUGUAUGGGAGACAUCAAACGGAGAAGGAAAGCUGCUCCCCUGCCAGGACCCACAGGGUUUGUAGGUGAAAACACCCAACCAAUCCCAGAAAACAACAUUGGAAACAGAAUGCUUCAGAGUAUGGGCUGGACCCCUGGCACAGGCCUUGGACCAGACGGCAAAGGGAUAGCAGAGCCAAUACGAGCCAUCCAGAGACCAAAAGGACUCGGACUUGGAUUUAGCUGACAGAAAUGCACUCUGGCUGCCCAAUAAAAAUAAAGCUCAAAAUUAAUUUAAAAAGACAAGAAAAAGGAAAAAAAAAAUGGCAAACAUAUUAUUUGUUGUGAUCAGCAAAUCCAGUUAUUCUUCUCAAAGAUCACUGAAGUCAAUGUGCUUCACAUUAGCUACACCAGCUGCAAGGUACAGCCACAGUGACAGAACCGGCAUUCGAGUCUAACUUUAUAAUGGUGCUAAAAUGUACAAAAACUUCUACUUUUUUAUUUUCUGUGGUCUUACAGUUUGUAUUAAGCAUAAAAUUCAGUAUAUUCACUUUUUUUCAUAAAAGCUUCUGACACAGCAGGUUUUAGUAUAUAAGCAAAUUUUUUUUGUAAGUAUAAUUUCAUCUCGAGAGUCUUGAUAAGAUUUGUCGAGGAAAAUGGAACUUUUUACAGCUAUUGUGUUUUCCCCCUUUUCAGGCAAAGUUUCCAAACCUGGUAUUUCUAGUGUUUAACAAUAUUUGAGGAUAAGCUGUCAUUUUGCCCAUAAGAUAUAGACGUUUCCCACUGGAAGGUGAUAUGGUAUGCAAUUUUGUAUAAGAGCAUGAAAAAUGGCUUUGUUGUCAUAGGAAUGCCAUUCCAACACCAUUAUCUGGCAAUGUAUCACUGUCUUCCACAUUCAAGCUCAAAAGUAAAGCUUUUAUACUUGUUUUUACAUUUACAGGAUUAUCUUAUUUCAGCAAAUAUUUUAAAGAGUUAAAGUUUAUUCUGACUUUGGAUUUCCCUUUAUAUUAAUAAUCCUCAGUGUUUCCACAUUUAAGAAUAGUUUGAGCUUUGAACCAGGAAAUUGUAUUUUGAAGAUGACUGUCUUUCAGUGUUUAUAUUCUGGGUUUUGGCAUACUUUAAACAAUGCAGUGUUCAACAUCGUGUUACUUGGUUUGUGAUCAUGCUGGUGCCAAUGAGCCACAACCUUUAAGGAUCAUGAACAGAGAAAGGGCAAGGAGAAGCAGGAUUAGGGUGGAGGAAAGGAAGGAAAAAGAUACUUUGAUGGCAUCUCACAAAUCUAAGCUAGCAAUUUAAAAUCAAGAGGGAUCAUUAAGUGUUUUAAUCAGUAUCCUAAUGUAUCUAAUGUCAGCAGAAGCAAUUUCAUUAAGCACCAACCAAUCAAGCUCCUAGGGUACUUAUUGGUCUGCGGUAUAAAACAAAUUCCACUUUAAAAUUAAAUGAUAGGGCUGAAGGAAACUGUUGUUCAGAUGGACUAAGGAGAAAAUCCUACCCUCCUCCCCACCCUCCCCUGUAGUAGCUGGCAAUAUUUACCCUGACUGCAGAGGGAACACGAGUUGAUUCUCCAGUGGUUUUUUUUCUUCAAGAGGAGGAUCUCUCCCUUCCUCUGCUCCCAAACUGCAGAGAAAAAUACUUCCAGAUGCUUGCAAAGCUACUUCCUUAGAAUAAAAAGAGCGCAGCUUCCUUCAUGUGACUGUGAAAUACAGUGAUGAAUUUUAAGAAGUGUUUUUAUUACUUUUCUUUUUCUGUCAACUUCACCCAUUUUUCCAGAAAAAUAAUACUAGGGAAAAAAGAAGUAGCAGCAUUAUAGCAUUGAAUUUGCCUACAAGAAAUGUUCAUGCUUUCCACUGUGAGUAGUGUCGGUUUGGGAACAUUGCUUCACCAUACACAUAGUGUAGAGUAAAAGGUUAGUACCUGAUAUUGUUUUUAAUGGUAGCUGAAUGCACAUGUUCUCUGAGUUACAGGAGAACUAUUUAUUGCUGUUUAAAUACUUGAUAUGAUUGUGUGGUUUCGCUUUUUGAAAUGAUAAGAAAUUUUAAACAGACUUGGGAUUUAUAAUCAACACAUACACUUUUUAUUGGAAGGUUUGGGGGCAUAGCAUAAUGUGAGUUUGCCACUUCAAAUAUCUCUUGCACAACUAAACUGAGUUAAAUACAUUCCAUAUCCAAAGAAUUUCAGGGCCACAUAAUUGCAAAGGGCUGAGAGCCUGGAAUUCUGCAGCUGGCAGAGGUGCCCGCUUGUAUAAGUGUUAUUCACAGUAAUGAAUUUAUGUGGCAUGCUCCCGUUCUUUCAAUGCAAUGUGCUGCUGAGAGCAAGUGAAUUCUAAAGACUUCUUUGUAUUGUACACCACGGUCAAAAAUUCCUUAAAAUAAUUUUCAACAUGUGAAUUGUGAAUCUUUAAGUUCUGGUUGUUCUAGCUCUAUUUGCAAAACUGUAAAGAAAUAUCCAUUCUCUGUUAAAAUUCCAUUGUUUUGCUUUGGUUACAACACCUACAUAUCUUGGGCUGGAAAUUCUGAGUAUGGCACAUAUAACACUUGUUUGAAGUAUUUCUGUGCAAUUUACCGUAGCAGUAGUUCCUUAAGAAAUCAGUCUGCAGCUCCAAAAGUACUUGAAAAUGUUUCCUGUUUUAAAAAGAUAAGAGGAAAAUAAUGGAUACAUGUUGAGAGAAAACCUCUUUAGCCCAUUCAACUUUUUAUUCAUCCAUUCAUACAGAUACAGUGAAACAGCCAACCUAGUAAACAACCAUAAUGGCAAAACUGUUUAGUCUGAUUGGAAGUCUUACAACUUUUUGUUUUAAAUCAGUCUAGUAGUGAGAAACUGUUAGACAUUAAGAUUAGUCAAAAUUAUUUUGAUAUAGAUAGAUACACUUUGUCUUUUUUCCAGCAGUUGUUCUCAUAGAUGCCACAGCUAACAGUCAAAUUUAUCUGUUAGAAGCUGUAGAACAAAGUGAUUUAUUAAAAUAUUUUAAUAUAGUGUUUUGAGAUUUUUUUUGUUGCAAUAAAACUCCCAUUCUGACUCACACUGUAAUUUCAUUUCUGUUUUUCCACAUUUUACAGGAGUGGUUUUCAAGAUACUCCAGUAGUGUGAUUUUGCACAGUUAAAACUAGUGUUAAGAAACAAAACAAAAAGGAAUUGUACUUUUUCUUUUUUAAGCUGUUGCAAUGUCAGUUGGCUUUGAAACAGGUCAAAGUACUUGGAUUUAUUGUUUUUUUUUCUUCAGGUCUUUCCCAUAUCUAACUUGCAAUCAUACUAUGAUACCUGUUAUAAAGCUAGCUCAUGUUAUUUUAAAAUACAUAUACAAGUAUUUUCAGAUAAUAAUUCUUAAUGGCUGUGACACUGAAAGUUUUUUUGCCUACAUAAAUAAAUAUGGGAUCAUCUUGUAUCUAAAAGUUACCAUCCAUCACUUGCCAGAUUCUUUCCAUUUAGGUGUUUGAUUAAUCAGUAGCUCAGCUGUUACCAUAAUAUUCUUCCUCUGCAGAAUGUUUAGUGAAGAGACAUUACGUAUUAUCCGCAUUGCGUUUUGCUACAUGUUCCACAGUGUCUCAAAGUUCUGUGAAUUGAGCCAUUAACUGUUAACAAAAGAAACCCAUGAGCAGUAUCUUAUUUUUAAAUAAAUAUUUGUCAAAGUCAGAGAAGCAUUAUUAAUAUGCUCAUUUUAACAAGUUUGUCCCUGCAUUUGUCUUUCUGCGAUUAGGUCAAUAAUGGGUGUAGAAUGGCAGUAAAUAGCUAAAUAAUAUGUAUAGAAUGCUUUGCUUUAGCAACACAAAUGCAAGAUGAAAUAAAAUAAAUAGACUCCGUUCUUCAUGGGUUUUGUA